AUGGCACAUCUACCCGCCGAAGGCGAGGACGACCACUACUACGGCAUGCUUCCCACGUCGCCGCCGCUCUUGGACUUUGGAGAUUUUCCCGCCGGCGCCGCCGCCGACGGCCCUGCAAACGACGCGCUGGGCCCGGCCCGCCGCGUCCCCGAGCAGGACUACUCGCUGUUCCUUGGCCAGAGCUCGGCGUACUCGCACACGGCCCGGCAAAACACGGUCUUUUCCACACAGAACCCGGCCCUGUCCACACAGAACCCGGCGUUCUCGCAGACCCCGGCCCAGCACUACGACCCCGUGAUGUUCGCCAACCCGAACCAGCACGCCAAGCCCGAGAGCCCCGGCUUCCUCUCGCCGUCCAGCAUAGACCCCGGCUACGGGCUCCAGGCCACGGAGCGCCUCACCACGCAGUCCGUGUACUCGGACGCCGCGUCCAACGCGCACUCGUUGUUCCACGACGCCGCGUCGCACUUCAGCGGCGCGGCCGAGCCGCCGGCGGGCUUCUUUGACCAGGCCCCGCACCACGACACGUUCAGCCAGGAGAUCGGCUUGGGCGGCUCCAUCUCGUGCACCAACUUGGCCGACAUGGGCGCCGCGGGCCACGGCUUGUACGCCGACAGCGUGUAUCCGCGCACGGGGCACGGCAGCGCCCAGCAGGCGUAUGCCGCGGCUUUGCAGGCGCCGGCCACGGGCGCGCCCCUUGGCGCGGACGCCAUGUUCGGCCAGCAGCACUGGCCGGCGGCCGACGUGUUCCAGGGCCUCUACGGCCAGCACGAGGUGCCCGCAAACAAGCUCACCGAGGACAACCUCUCCAGCUACAACGGCCACGCGGCCGCGCCCGACGCGCAGGUCACCAUCUCCAUCCAGCAGGCGCCCGAGCUCGUGGCCGCGCGCACGCCGUCGCUCUUCAGCAACUCCUCGCACAACUCGCCGCUGGAGCCGCGGCUCGACUACUCCGGCAACCAGCUCCAGCCGCCGGGCCAGCCGGCGCGGGCACCGAGCCCGUCGCUCUCGGGGAACCCGCCGAGCCCGUCGCCCUCGUGGAACAGCUGCCUGAGCCCGUACUCGGCCAACCUCCCGAGCCCCGGCGAGUCCGCGUACUCGGACUUGGAGCCCGAGUCGUUUCUCCGCCCCGAAGACUACAGCAACAUGCGCCGCGGCCGCCAGGCGGUGCACCUACUAAAGGUGCGGGCGCAGCUGCGCUCGCGCUCGCGCUCGCGGUCCGGCUCCGUGGCGAGCGCCGCCGGGCCCCAGGCCUCCGAGAACGCGCCGGACGCCGGCAGCACGCCUCGCGCGGACGACGCGGAGACGGCCAGGUCGUCGCGCGAGAAGAUGCUCGAGCUUGCGUCCUCGGCGUCCGUGUCCAAGCGCACGCAGAUCCACCCCUCCUCGUACGCGUGCCACUUGUGCGAGAAGAAGUUCACGCGGCCCUACAACUUGAAGUCGCACUUGAGGACCCACACCGACGACCGCCCGUUCAUCUGCAACAUCUGCGGCAAGGCCUUUGCGCGGCAGCACGACCGCAAGCGCCACGAGGAGUUGCACUCGGGCGAGAAGAAGUACCAGUGCCGGGGCAUUCUCCGCGACGGCACGCCGUUCGGCUGUGGGCGCAAGUUCGCGCGUGCUGACGCGCUACGCCGCCACUUCCAGACCGAGUCUGGCCGCGAGUGCAUCAAGCUCUUGGUCGAGGAGGACACGCGAGAACAGAACACGGACUCCGUCUCCUCGGGCAUCCAGCUACCGGACGGCGAGUUCAUGAACCCCAACGCGCCCGAAGUGCCUGUCGUGUCGGUACUGCCGCCACAGUGA
This is a messenger RNA of Metschnikowia bicuspidata var. bicuspidata NRRL YB-4993, 1806 nucleotides long. RefSeq names its product DNA-binding transcription factor (gene CRZ1). Gene Ontology annotation, biological process: regulation of DNA-templated transcription. The transcript has a single exon. Lineage: Eukaryota; Fungi; Ascomycota; Pichiomycetes; Serinales; Metschnikowiaceae. Gene Ontology annotation, molecular function: DNA-binding transcription factor activity, RNA polymerase II-specific; RNA polymerase II cis-regulatory region sequence-specific DNA binding. The record is from RefSeq and is a predicted model, not a curated record. Bases 1 to 1806 code for a protein of 601 amino acids.